Molecule: messenger RNA, 2977 nt
Organism: Drosophila persimilis
Lineage: Eukaryota; Metazoa; Arthropoda; Insecta; Diptera; Drosophilidae
Gene: Vps53
Product: vacuolar protein sorting-associated protein 53 homolog
Exons: 4
Coding region: 38-2731 (897 amino acids)
Biological process (GO): retrograde transport, endosome to Golgi
Cellular component (GO): GARP complex
Source: RefSeq, a predicted model, not a curated record
AAAAAAUAAUUUAAGAAAUUUCAACGUACGAAUUAAAAUGAGCGAGGCUGGUGUGGCUGUGGAGACGGAGGCUACUACCGAGAAAAUGGUGGCCAACAACAAGAUACACUUCUCGAAGGAGGUGAAACAGGUCAUCGACAAGGUCCUAAAAACGGAGGAUCCUAUGGAUGCACCCGACUUCAACACCGUGGACUACAUCAACCAGCUGUUCCCCAACGAGCAGUCGCUGGUGGGCAUCGAUGAGACCAUACAGAAGAUGCAGUGCGAGGUGUCUCUGAUAGAUGACAACAUUCGAUCCGUGGUGCGCGGGCAGACCAAUACGGGGCAGGACGGACAACUGGCUUUGUGCGAGGCGCAGAAGGUGAUUAGUUCCCUGUUCAGUCACAUUAUCGACGUUAAGACGCGUGCCGAGCGCACGGAAGAGAUGGUCAAGGAAAUUACGCGCGACAUCAAGCAGCUGGACUGUGCCAAGCGGAACCUCACAUCGGCCAUUACUACGCUGAAUCAUCUCCAUAUGCUGGUCGGAGGAAUCGAGAGCCUUAACCAGCUGAUUGAGCGACGGUCAUACGGGGAGAUUCUGAAUCCCUUGCAGGCCAUCACAGAGGUUAAUCAGCAUUUCCAGCAGUUCUCCGACAUUGAGGAAAUCAAGAAUCUCUCCCAGAGCGUAGACAAAAUACAGGUGACUUUGGCGCAGCAAAUCACCGAGGACUUCAAGGAGGCGUUUGCCUCGAAGCCUUCGGGCCAGAAGCAGUAUAGGUUGGGACUGAAUCAACUGGGGGAUGCGUGCAAGGUUAUGUCCGUGCUGGAUCCAAAAGUGAAGAAGGAGUUGCUCAAAUGGUUCAUUGCCCAGCAGCUGGAAGAGUACAUGCACCUAUUCCAUGAGAACCAGGACAUAGCCUGGCUGGACAAAAUCGACAAGCGAUAUGCAUGGCUCAAGCGGCACCUGCUAGACUUUGAGGACAAGUACGGACCCGUCUUUCCACUGGACUGGGAAGUUUCAGAGCGCAUAACCGUGGAGUUCUGUCGGCAGACGCGCGAGCAGCUGUCGCAGAUAAUGGCCAAGCGGAGCAAUGAGAUCGAUGUUCGUUUGCUACUCUUUGCCAUCAACAAGACGCAGGCCUUCGAACAACUGCUAUCAAAACGCUUCACGGGAGUUACUCUUGGAGCCACGCCCGCGGAGCAGACGCGUGUGUUGGUGCCGCCUUCUGGGGCAGAUGCGCCUGUCGCCAUCUCUGUGUUCCAUGACCAGAUCGGACAGUGCUUCAAAUCCCACUUGGAUAUCUACAUACGCAGCAUCGAUCGGAAUCUGUCCGAGCUAAUGGACAAGUUCGUGGAGAUGUCCCGGGAGCCGUACAAGUUCGCCGAGGCCAAGACCACCGUGUACCCCAGUUCUGGAGAUCUGUUCGUGUUCUACAAGAAGUGCAUGGUACAGUGCAAUCAACUGAGCAACGAGCAACCCAUGUACGACCUGGCUCUGGUCUUCAAGAAAUACCUUCGAGAGUACGCCGCAAAGGUGCUCGAGGGGAGCACCCCAAAGCUCGUUCCGACUACCACCAGCAGUUCCAUUGGCAAGAGCGUUUCUCUGCUCACCCGCGACAUGCAAAACCUCUCUUCGGCUGCUGGCCAGGUGUUCCACAACUUCCUCAAGGAGGGCGAUACGCAACGAUUUACACGCGACGAUCUCGUGAGGAUCUGUUGCGUCCUGACAACUGGCGAGUACUGCCUGGAGACGGUCCAGCAGCUGGAGGACAAGUUGAAGGAGAAAGUCACCGCUGGCUAUGUCGCCAAGAUCGAUAUGAGUGAGGAAAAGGAUGUGUUCCAUCGAAUAAUUUCCAACUGCAUCCAACUGCUGGUUCAGGAUCUGGAGGCUGGAUGCGAGACCUCGCUGCAGGCCAUGGCGAAGGUGCAAUGGCAGCACAUCAACAACGUGGGAGAUCAGAGCGCAUUCAUCAACAGCAUCUGCAGCAACUUUAAGCAGACAGUGCCCACCAUCCGGGACACGCUAGCCAGCUCACGUAAAUACUUUACACAGUUCUGCCAUCGCUUCGUGGCCGCCUUCAUUCCGAAGUUCAUCAAUGUGCUGUACAGAUGCAAGCUCACCCUUUCGGAUGGCUCAAAUAAUGUCUUGGGCUGUGAACAGCUUCUCUUGGACACGCACUCGCUGAAGACGGCGCUACUGGAGCUGCCUUCGGUCGGGUCGAGUGUGAAUCGCAAAGCGCCCACCAGUUACACCAAGGUGGUGGUCAAGGACAUGACGCGGGCCGAAAUGAUUAUUAAGGUGGUCAUGACUCCAGUCCAGCCGCCAGCACACUUUACGCAGCAGGUGCUGAAGCUGCUGCCAGACAUCACCAUUGCAGAGUAUCAGAAGAUUCUUGACAUGAAAGCGGUCAAGCGAGUGGAUCAACUGCAGCUGAUAGAUCUCUUCAAGCACACGGCGUCGGCGGCAGCGGUUAGUGGUCUAAUUGAGCCAGCCGCCAGCGGCGAUGAGGACACCCAAAGCACAGAUCACACUCAUCCGGGAGGCAUUGUUGAUGAUGCCGAGCCAGGUGCCUCGAGUGCCACGGGUGAUUCUACAACGAUCACAACGACAACCGCCUCAUCCGCCACACCCAAGCGGGCCUUCAUCUUCAGCGUCGGCAGUUUCACGGGCAGUGCGGACAAGAAUGCGGAUGGCAGCUCCCAGACGGGCAUUCGGAAGCUGGAAAGUUUGCUGAAGAAACGCUUUCCCUAGUCAAACUACGAGUAUUUGUAAUCCCUUCUGACCCAUCAUUCCAUUAAGUUCUAGCAGCACCUUUGAGUUUGACAAAGUUCUUUAAAGUUUCGAUAUACAUAUGUAGUUAUCGCAUGUAGAUUUAACUGGAAAGAAAGAUAGCAUACCAAAACCAAUUCCAAUUUAUGUUGUAAUCCACUUGCAGUUCCUUAGGUCUGCCCUGAACUUAUCGUUUUAUAUAUUAAAAUAUGUUUGUAAAGAUGUAAA